ACUUAUCUUCAAGGAACAAAGCAGACUCCAUCUGAUUCCUUCUUUCUAGCGCUUUCACGAACCUUCUUCUCCCUAUAUAUAUAUACAACUAACCUCAACCAAACACCAAUUAUAAAAAGGAACUAAACCUUCAGUUCUUAGCAGCAUAAAUCAAAUAUGGCAAAGGCACGCACAGUUGGAAUAGCAAUGGACUUCUCUCCAACCAGCAAAUUAGCCCUUCGAUGGGCCGUUGAUAAUCUCAUCAACAGAGGUGACCAAAUCAUCUUGAUCAACGUUCAGCCUCCCAAAGCUGAUCAUACCAGAAAGGAGCUUUUUGAGGACACUGGUUCACCUUUGGUGCCUCUGGAGGAAUUGAGGGAGACUAACUUUACAAAGCAAUAUGGGAUUGCUAGGGAUCCUGAAGUCAUAGAUGUCCUUGACACUGCCUCCAAGACUAAAGGGGCAAAGGCAGUGGCGAAGGUUUACUGGGGUGAUCCAAGGGAGAAGUUGUGCAGUGCUGUGCAAGAUCUUCAACUUGACUCUUUGGUUGUUGGAAGCAGGGGUUUAGGUCCCAUAAAAAGGGUUUUGUUGGGCAGUGUAAGCAAGCACGUGGUGACAAAUGCUUCUUGCCCCGUUACAGUGGUUAAGGGAAACUAACCUUCCAAUUUCAGCCGUUGAUCUGAUAGUGAAUAAUUAGUUUGCGUCUAUAUGAAGAAAUUCCAGAAGUUUGAUUGAAAGGUGCGCGUGGACAGGGAAAUGAAUCAUAGCUGUUAUGAAAUGAGAGUAAUGAGAAAGCUUUGGCUUCAAUAAUUGCCUCUUUUUUUGUGUGGUUAUUUUGUACAGUGUUAGUAACCAUCAUUACUAUGUCUUAUGAUAUUUACAUAUCUCAUAAUGAUAGGAAGGUAUAUGUCAUAUUGCUAUUAAAUAAACUCUGGGAUUGAAUGGAACGAAAUCUUUGGAAGAGAGGUUUUUGGUUGCAAUCGAAUAUCUGAGAAUUCAUCACUAGAUUGUCACACGUGGGUGAGAUGUACCACAAUAAACAUAGAUGUACUUGUCAUGGAUUUGUUCAUGAGGCUAACUGUGCUAACCUCCAGAGCCUGUAAUCUGCUCUCCGAAACAAUAGCUUUAUGAACUGUGCCCAAACAAACAAAGGUCAAUCAAUAGAAGAUAACA
Messenger RNA from Gastrolobium bilobum, 1152 nucleotides. RefSeq names its product universal stress protein PHOS32. The record is from RefSeq and is a predicted model, not a curated record. NCBI's taxonomy places the organism in Eukaryota, Viridiplantae, Streptophyta, Magnoliopsida, Fabales, Fabaceae. The transcript has 4 exons. Bases 157 to 636 code for a protein of 159 amino acids.